GAAGAGCAGCUCCGUCUUGCCGAGGUUCAGCUUGAGGUGGUGAUCCGUCAUCCACACGGAUAUGUCUGCCAGACAUGCAGAGAUGCGAUUCGCCACCUGGUCAUCAGAAGGGGGAAAGGAGAAGAUUAAUUGUGUGUCGUCUGCAUAGCAAUGAUAGGAGAGACCAUGUGAGGUUAUGACAGAGCCAAGUGACUUGGUGUAUAGCGAGAAUAGGAGAGGGCCUAGAACAGAGCCCUGGGGGACACCAGUGGUGAGAGCGUGGUGUGGAGACGGAUUCUCGCCACGCCACCUGGUAGGAGCGACCUGUCAGGUAGGACGCAAUCCAAGCGUGGGCCGCGCCGGAGAUGCCCAACUCGGAGAGGGUGGAGAGGAGGAUCUGAUGGUUCACAGUAUCGAAGGCAGCCGAUAGGUCUAGAAGGAUGAGAGCAGAGGAGAGAGAGUUAGCUUUAGCAGUGCGGAGCGCCUCCGUGAUACAGAGAAGAGCAGUCUCAGUUGAAUGACUAGUCUUGAAACCUGACUGAUUUGGAUCAAGAAGGUCAUUCUGAGAGAGAUAGCGGGAGAGCUGGCCAAGGACGGCACGUUCAAGAGUUUUGGAGAGAAAAGAAAGAAGGGAUACUGGUCUGUAGUUGUUGACAUCGGAGGGAUCGAGUGUAGGAAAAUGGUAUUUAUGGUUUUGCUAUGUUUAUUCCAUAACCAAAACAUUGAUAUUUUCAAAAUUGUUUUAUUUGAAGUAUUAAUUUAUCAAAUGGAUUAUGGUGUUGACAAAAUUGUGAUAACCCCAGAGACCUGGGCCAAAUACAUAUCUUUGAGGUGCACCUGAUUUAGCUUGAAGUUUGCAAUGUUGGUACUAUUCCAUUGGAACUUUUCUUCAUGGCCAAAAUGUGUCAAGAAGUCAAGUAUUUGACAAUUGUAUUUGACCCAGGUUUGGCUAACCAUGAUUAGGGGAGAUCAAAUUAUUAUUUCAAACCUAUCUUGGGAGGCUACAGUAGCCUGCACCUUACCAGAUGUUUUGACUGCUGAGUGGUUAUCUACCUGGCUUCCAAGGAACCAUCACUCUCUCACUCUAAACAUUUUCACGCGAUACUGACAUUAUCUCGAAUGAAUGAGUUUAUGGUUAAGCUUAAAUAGAUGAUACAUUUCUACUUUGCGGCAUCUGUGUUUAAAAGCAGAGGAGAUCCUGCUUCACUUCACCUGCAGUUUUUCCUACAUCAGGUAAGUGCUUAACUGCUCUUUCUAAAAGGACGAUGCUAGUUCCAUAUUACCCACGCUAUACUUUUAAUGCUACUUGACUGAAUUUGUACAAUGUUCUUUCUUUGUUCAACAUUGGAGGUAUUGGAUGUGUAUGUUUUUUAUUUUUUACAUUUGAUUAUAUCUGAGUAAUAUUGGAUAGUUGAACGCUUGAAUGUCUUAAGAGACAAAUUUUGUAUAAAAUAAGCAUGUUUUCUUUCCGGUCUUCGAUUAAGAGGGAAAACACUUUGACCAGAGCACCUUCAUCAUGACUUGUCUUCAUGCUGAGCCUUACCUCUGCACUGCUACGUGCAGUAAACUGUCAUCCUCUGGUGAGUUUGAAUGAGGUGGCAACUGGAAAUGAGGACAUGGACACCUCAGAUACAUUUGACAGUGAUCUUGACGUCUCCGACGUAACUGAGGCAGCCAACAAACUUGGGCAUUGACAGACUGAUACAUUCUUCCUAUUUGGAGAUAUUGCUAUGGAAACUGGGGUUCGGAAUGCUUCUCCAUGCACGGCUCGAGAUUGCAAGUGGCCUAAAAAGGCAAGAAUGGGGUUGUGCCUGUGUAUAUCUCCUCUUUGUAUAGUAAGUGUAUUUUUUGAAUCAAUUUUGUAUAGUGGCCAUUCACACCUAACUUUCAUUAUGGUCGCCUUACUGCUGUCCAAUUUAAAGGGUCCUAAAUUCAGUGCGGUGAAAAUGGUCUCAUUCGUUCUUUACAGCUUUAGAGGAGCAAGAUAUCAUCAUAAAAUGACUGAUCUCCUUCCACCGGUCUACCUGCAUCCAAUAUGUGUGGUGGAAGCGGCAUCAAGAUUAUUUUGUAUUUCCACCCUGGAAAUGGGUGUUACAAGUAGACGUUCAAGUGAAAAGGGAAUUCGUAUAAUGCAGAUUUGUCUCCAGUCGUUGUCUUUCCUGACACAGUACUGUUAAUAUCGAAGAUCAGACUGCCUGUGUGCUUUGCUCCUUGUCUCUAAGGUGCUGGUCAUAUUUGGGACGUCGAGGUGGUCAAGCAGGUGAUCUCCUUACAGCAGCGUGGCUGUGUCCAUCAUGGUGCAGUCCAGCAUGAAGACAUGCAUGCUCUGGGCUUCCACCAUAAGCAGAACUGCGGUGACCGGGACAAUGAUGUCACCGUUGUCACAGAGAACAUCAGCAAAGGCAAGGAACACAUCUUCAGAAAGGUGGAAACCAAUAAUUUGAUGAUUCCGUAUGACUACACCUCUGUGAUGCACUAUGGAAGGUAUGCAUUCGCUAAAGGUUAUGGUAAGCUGCCAACUAUCAUUCCAAAGCCAGACUGUAGUGUUCAGAUCGGAGGGGCCCGACAGAUGAGUCGCCAGGACAUCGUGAGGGUCAACAGGUUGUACAACUGCAGAGAGUAUCGGGCUUUAUUAUAUUAUAUCUUACAAUGGAAAAUACAUGUUUUCUUUCAAUCGUGCGUUUCAUAACAUGAGAAUAAAUGUGUUUUUUUGUGUGAACUUUGUCAACACUGCUGAUGUUGUGCCUUUUUAUGUUUUGUUUUGUAUGUUCACCCCAAUAGGAGGACACUUGAAUAAAUGAAUUUAGAAGACUACAUCAGAUAUUUCAACCAACAACUAUUUGAAAUAAAAUCAAAUGGCAGCUAAUCAAUUAGCUUUCUGGAUGAGGUCAAAUUCACUUUGCACAAUACUCAUCGCUUUAUGUUGUGUUGUGGAUGCUUCACCACCCAGUUGGUUGCAAUUCUUCUCUCACCCAAAUGUUUAAAAAAAAUUGUUGUCUUUUUGACACUGUUAUAGAUAUUAUUUUGGGUGAUUGUGAGACAUUCAGUACUCAAUGUUCUAUUGCGUUGGUUGUGUGGUUAAUGUUAAUGUGAUUUCAUAUCCUGUGUUUCCCCCAUUUAUUAGCAUUCAGAAUCUUGACGGUUACUACACUGCCUUCAUAUUUGCUCAAUAAAAGCUCACUGUAUA
Messenger RNA from Oncorhynchus nerka (sockeye salmon), 3166 nucleotides. Its product is annotated as high choriolytic enzyme 1-like. Bases 2297 to 2668 code for a protein of 123 amino acids. The transcript is spliced from 6 exons. The record is from RefSeq and is a predicted model, not a curated record. NCBI's taxonomy places the organism in Eukaryota, Metazoa, Chordata, Actinopteri, Salmoniformes, Salmonidae. Gene Ontology annotation, molecular function: metalloendopeptidase activity. Gene Ontology annotation, biological process: proteolysis.